Exserohilum turcica Et28A is the source of this 1266-nucleotide messenger RNA. RefSeq lists its product as uncharacterized. Gene Ontology annotation, biological process: proteolysis. Gene Ontology annotation, molecular function: aspartic-type endopeptidase activity. The record is from RefSeq and is a predicted model, not a curated record. The coding region runs from base 1 to 1266 and encodes 421 amino acids. Lineage: Eukaryota; Fungi; Ascomycota; Dothideomycetes; Pleosporales; Pleosporaceae. The transcript is spliced from 2 exons.
AUGCACACACCACUAUCCGCAUGGCUUGCUCUGUCGGCAGCAAUAAUACCUGGUGCUACGGCCUUUUACCCAUAUCACUAUGCUGGCGACAGCGGUUCCUCGUCGCAGCCGUCGCGACGCACAUCUCGGCCAGUUUCCAUCGAUAACGCGCGGUUGAUAACGCUUCCUCUCCGUCGGAUCCCUACCAGUCUGCAGUCGCGAGAGAAUGUGUACCAGAUUGUUGCGUCGAACAAGCCGAGCCAGGAGAACAGCGUGGCAAUUGACCAGGAUGGCAAGGAUUUGAGCUAUAUGGUGGCCGUGACGUUUGGCGACAGCAAGGAGGAAUACCACAUGUUGCUGGAUUCGGCGGCGAGCAACACAUGGGUCAUGGGCCAGGACUGCAAGAGCGAGGCGUGCAAAACGCACAAUCUGUUUGGUGCGGGCGAUUCGAGUUCGCUCAAGACAGAUACCAAAAGCUUCAGCAUCACCUACGGCACCGGCUCGUCCAGCGGCACCCUCGCCACCGACACCGUCCACCUGGGCAGCCUCUCGUCUCCGCUGACUUUUGGCCUCGCCACCAAUGUGUCUGACGAAUUCCGCGCCUACCCCAUGGACGGCAUUCUGGGCAUUGGCCGGGGCUCUGGCAGCGACGGCGACAUUCACGCGCCUCAAAUUAUGGAUGUGCUCUCGUCCAACCGCCUGAUCAACGCCAAACUCUAUGGCAUCCACCUCAGCCGCGCCAAAGACGGCCUCAAGGACGGUGAACUCGAUCUGGGCCAAGUCAACCCCAAGCGCUUCACCGGCGACAUCAACUACAUCGACUGCGUGGAAAACGACACGGGGUUCUGGGAAAUCCCGCUGCAAGGCGCUAGUGUUGAUGGUGCCGACGCGGGCCUCAGCACUGCGGCUCGCACCGCCAUCAUGGACACGGGCACAUCGUACAUUCUGAUGCCCAAGGACGACGCUGUCGCCAUCCACGCCAAGAUCAAGGGCCAGACGCAGAACGGAGAAGCGUUUUUCGUCCCCUGCGAUACCACGGCCGUGGUGCAGUUUGGCUUCAACGGCCAGAAAUACAACAUCUCGGCUGCAGACUGGAUCGGCGACCAGGUGGACCAGAGCAAGAAUCUGUGCCGCAGCAAUAUUGUGGGACGCCAGACGUUUGGCGCCCACCAGUGGCUCGUCGGCGACGUGUUUCUCAAAAACGUGUAUUCGGUGUUUGACUUUGACAAGUCGCGCGUCGGCCUGGGUGUUGUGGGUGGUGUUGAGACGACGAGUACGGGUAUGUAA